Abrus precatorius (Indian licorice) is the source of this 5705-nucleotide messenger RNA. Its product is annotated as clathrin heavy chain 1-like. NCBI's taxonomy places the organism in Eukaryota, Viridiplantae, Streptophyta, Magnoliopsida, Fabales, Fabaceae. The record is from RefSeq and is a predicted model, not a curated record. Gene Ontology annotation, cellular component: clathrin complex; plasma membrane; chloroplast. The transcript has 30 exons. Gene Ontology annotation, biological process: intracellular protein transport; receptor-mediated endocytosis. The coding region runs from base 144 to 5258 and encodes 1704 amino acids. Gene Ontology annotation, molecular function: clathrin light chain binding; structural molecule activity.
CUUUCUCCUGCUCUUGGGCUUCACUGCAUCAGAUCUCGCAUUCGCAGCGUAACCAGGUUGUUCCUCAGAACUUCAGCAUUCUCUUUCAAUCAAAUCCCUCUCUCUCUCUCUCUCUCUCUCUCUGAAGCUCUGGUUCAUGCGCCAUGGCUGCAAACGCCCCCAUCACCAUGAAAGAGGCAUUAACGCUGGGAAGCGUUGGAAUCAACCAGCAAUUCAUUACAUUUACUCAUGUGACAAUGGAAUCGGAUAAGUAUAUAUGUGUCAGGGAAACGGCACCUCAGAACAGUGUUGUUAUCAUUGACAUGAGCAUGCCAAUGCAGCCUUUGAGGCGGCCCAUAACUGCUGAUUCUGCUUUGAUGAAUCCCAAUUCUAGAAUUCUUGCUCUUAAAGCCCAAGUUCCAGGGACCACUCAGGAUCAUUUGCAGGUGUUUAACAUUGAAAUGAAAGCAAAAAUGAAAUCGCACCAGAUGACAGAGCAGGUUGUCUUUUGGAAGUGGAUAACAACAAAGACAAUAGGAAUUGUCACGCAGACGUCUGUGUAUCAUUGGUCAAUUGAAGGUGAUAGUGGGCCAGUGAAGAUGUUUGACCGAACAGCUAAUCUGGCAAAUAACCAAAUUAUCAACUAUCGUUGUGAUCCUAAUGAAAAGUGGUUGGUUUUGAUUGGAAUUGCUCCUGGUUCACCGGAGAGACCACAACUAGUAAAAGGAAACAUGCAACUCUUCUCUGUGGAUCAGCAGCGUAGCCAGGCUCUUGAAGCACAUGCUGCCUCAUUUGCCACAUUUAGAGUUGCCGGGAACGAUAAAGAUUCUACCUUAAUUUGUUUUGCAUCAAAAAGUAUGAAUGCUGGACAGGUUACAUCAAAGAUGCAUGUCAUUGAACUUGGUGCCCAGCCAGGAAAAACAUCAUUUACCAAGAAACAGGCGGAUCUGUUCUUCCCUCCAGACUUUGCUGAUGACUUUCCUGUGUCGAUGCAGAUUUCAAAUAAAUAUGGAUUGAUAUAUGUUAUCACAAAGCUUGGGCUUUUAUUUGUCUAUGAUGUGGAGACAGCAACUGCUAUUUAUAGAAACCGAAUCAGUCCCGAUCCUAUAUUUUUGACCAGCGAUGCAUCAUCAGUGGGGGGGUUUUAUGCUAUCAAUAGACGUGGCCAGGUGUUGCUUGCUACUGUAAAUGAGGCAGGCAUUGUUCCAUUUGUUAGUGGCCAGCUAAACAAUUUGGAACUUGCUGUUAAUCUUGCUAAAAGAGGAAACCUCCCUGGUGCAGAAGAAUUGGUUGUUAAGCGGUUUCAAGAAUUAUUUGCUCAGACCAAGUAUAAGGAAGCUGCAGAGCUUGCUGCAGAAUCUCCACAAGGAAUUCUUCGAACUCCUGACACUGUUGCUAAAUUUCAGAGUGUACCUGUGCAAGCUGGACAAACACCACCAUUGUUGCAGUACUUUGGCACUCUGUUAACCAGGGGAAAACUCAAUGCUUUUGAGUCAUUGGAACUGUCACGGCUUGUGGUAAAUCAGAACAAGAAGAAUCUUUUGGAAAAUUGGCUAGCAGAGGACAAACUUGAAUGCAGUGAGGAGCUUGGUGACCUUGUGAAGACAGUGGAUAAUGACCUUGCAUUGAAAAUCUAUAUCAAGGCCAGAGCCACACCAAAAGUUGUUGCAGCAUUUGCUGAGAGGAGGGAAUUUGACAAGAUUCUGAUAUACUCAAAGCAGGUUGGAUACACCCCUGAUUACUUGUUCCUUCUGCAAACAAUAUUGCGGGCAGAUGCCCAGGGUGCUGUAAAUUUUGCUCUGAUGAUGUCUCAAAUGGAAGGGGGUUGCCCUGUUGACUACAACACAAUAACAGACCUCUUUCUUCAGAGGAAUUUAAUCCGUGAGGCAACUGCCUUUUUAUUGGAUGUGCUGAAGCCAAACCUACCUGAACAUGGAUAUCUUCAAACAAAGGUACUGGAAAUUAACCUUGUGACCUUUCCAAAUGUUGCUGAUGCCAUAUUGGCCAAUGGCAUGUUUAGCCAUUAUGAUCGCCCACGGAUUGCACAGCUUAGUGAAAAGGCCGGGCUUUUCAUACGGGCUCUUCAGCAUUAUACUGAGUUGCCUGACAUCAAACGUGUUAUUGUGAAUACACAUGCCAUUGAACCACAGGCUCUAGUUGAGUUCUUUGGAACCCUUUCCCAAGAAUGGGCUCUGGAGUGCAUGAAAGAUCUUCUACUGGUCAACCUUCGGGGCAAUCUUCAAAUAAUUGUGCAGACUGCUAAGGAAUAUUGUGAGCAGCUGGGUAUUGAUGCAUGCAUUAAACUCUUUGAACAAUUCAAGUCCUAUGAAGGACUAUACUUUUUCUUGGGUGCAUAUUUGAGCUCUAGUGAGGAUCCUGAUAUUCACUUCAAGUACAUUGAAGCAGCUGCUAAAACUGGACAACUUAAGGAGGUAGAGCGUGUUACUCGAGAAUCAAACUUUUAUGAUGCUGAGAAGACGAAGAACUUUCUAAUGGAGGCUAAGCUUCCAGAUGCACGACCAUUGAUUAAUGUGUGUGACCGUUUUGGUUUUGUUCCGGAUCUCACCCAUUAUCUCUAUACCAACAAUAUGCUUCGUUACAUUGAAGGAUAUGUUCAAAAGGUCAAUCCAGGAAAUGCUCCUCUAGUUGUGGGACAAUUGUUAGAUGAUGAAUGUCCUGAAGAUUUCAUUAAAGGUCUUAUUCUUUCAGUUCGUUCUCUUCUUCCAGUUGAGCCUUUAGUUGAAGAAUGUGAGAAGAGGAAUCGUCUCCGCUUGCUUACUCAGUUCUUAGAGCAUCUUGUAAGUGAGGGAAGCCAGGAUGUACAUGUUCAUAAUGCUCUGGGUAAAAUUAUCAUUGACAGCAAUAACAAUCCUGAGCAUUUUCUUACAACCAACCCAUAUUAUGAUUCUCGUGUUGUUGGUAAAUAUUGUGAGAAACGGGAUCCUACACUUGCUGUUGUAGCUUACCGAAGGGGUCAAUGUGAUGAUGAGCUUGUUAAUGUUACCAAUAAAAAUUCUUUGUUCAAAUUACAAGCCAGAUAUGUGGUGGAACGUAUGGAUGCAGACCUCUGGGAAAAAGUUCUUGAUCCUGAGAAUGAGUACAGAAGGCAGUUAAUUGAUCAAGUGGUGUCAACUGCUUUGCCUGAAAGCCAGAGUCCUGAGCAAGUUUCUGCUGCAGUGAAAGCUUUUAUGACUGCUGAUCUUCCCCAUGAGUUGAUUGAGCUUCUUGAAAAAAUUGUUUUACAAAAUUCUGCUUUCAGUGGAAACUUUAACCUGCAAAAUUUGCUGAUCCUUACUGCAAUCAAGGCAGAUCCUUCAAGGGUCAUGGAUUACAUAAAUAGGUUGGACAACUUUGAUGGCCCUGCUGUUGGGGAGGUGGCAGUAGAAGCACAGCUAUAUGAGGAAGCUUUUGCUAUUUUCAAGAAAUUUAAUUUGAAUGUUCAGGCUGUCAAUGUCCUGCUAGAUAACCUUCGGACCAUUGAUCGAGCUGUGGAGUUUGCAUUCCGUGUUGAAGAAGAUGCUGUAUGGAGCCAAGUAGCUAAGGCGCAACUAAGAGAAGGCUUAGUUAGUGAUGCAAUUGAGUCAUUCAUCCGUGCUGAUGAUUCCACUCACUUCUUAGAGGUUAUAAAGGCUGCUGAAGAUGCAGAAGUAUACCAUGACCUAGUAAAGUACCUUCUCAUGGUUAGGCAGAAGACCAAGGAGCCUAAGGUGGACAGUGAGCUCAUUUAUGCAUAUGCAAAGAUUGAUCGGCUUGGAGAAAUUGAAGAGCUUAUAUUGAUGCCAAAUGUUGCUAACUUACCAAAUGUUGGAGACCGUUUGUUUGAUGAGGCUCUCUAUGAGGCUGCAAAAAUUAUAUUUGCUUUUAUUUCUAACUGGGCUAAGUUAGCAGUGACACUGGUGAAGCUUAAACAAUUCCAAGGUGCUGUUGAUGCUGCUAGGAAAGCAAACAGUUCAAAAACAUGGAAGGAAGUUUGUUUUGCAUGUGUGGAUGCUGAGGAAUUCCGUCUAGCUCAGAUUUGUGGUCUCAAUGUCAUUAUUCAGGUGGAUGAUUUGGAAGAGGUUAGUGAAUAUUAUCAGAACAGGGGAUGCUUUAAUGAACUCAUAUCUCUUAUGGAGAGUGGACUAGGACUGGAGCGUGCCCAUAUGGGUAUCUUUACCGAGUUGGGAGUCCUUUAUGCACGAUAUCGUCCUGAGAAGUUAAUGGAACACAUUAAGUUGUUCUCAACUCGGCUUAACAUUCCCAAGCUGAUUCGAGCCUGCGAUGAGCAGCAGCACUGGAAGGAACUUACAUACCUAUACAUCCAAUACGAUGAGUUUGAUAAUGCUGCAACCACUGUCAUGAAUCACUCUCCAGAAGCUUGGGACCACAUGCAAUUCAAAGAUGUUAUAGUUAAGGUUGCAAGUGUGGAGCUCUACUAUAAGGCAGUUCAUUUCUACGUGCAAGAACAUCCUGACAUUAUAAAUGAUCUUCUGAAUGUGCUUGCCCUUCGUCUGGAUCAUACCCGUGUUGUAGAUAUAAUGCGGAAGGCAGGCCACAUCCGAUUGGUUAAGCCGUACAUGGUUGCAGUUCAAAGCAACAAUGUGUCUGCUGUUAAUGAAGCUUUGAAUGAAAUUUAUGUUGAGGAGGAAGACUAUGAUAGACUUCGUGAAUCAAUAGAUCUGCAUGAUAACUUCGAUCAGAUAGGUCUUGCACAGAAGAUUGAGAAGCAUGAGCUUCUUGAAAUGAGGCGUGUUGCUGCUUAUAUUUAUAAGAAGGCUGGAAGAUGGAAACAGUCCAUUGCCUUGUCAAAGAAGGACAAUCUUUACAAGGACUGUAUGGAAACUUGCUCUCAAUCUGGUGACCGUGAACUCUCAGAGGAUUUACUUGUUUACUUUGUUGAGCAGGGGAAGAAAGAGUGUUUUGCAUCUUGUCUCUUUGUCUGUUAUGAAGUAAUACGGCCAGAUGUUGCUCUUGAGCUAGCUUGGAUGAACAAUAUGAUUGAUUUCUCUUUCCCUUACCUUUUACAGUUUAUUCGAGAGUAUACUAGUAAGGUGGAUGAGCUUAUCAAGGACAAAAUUGAAGCCCAAAUUGAGGAGAAAACUAAAGAGAAGGAGGAGAAGGAAAUUAUUGCUCAGCAGAAUAUGUAUGCCCAAUUGUUGCCAUUAGCUUUGCCUGCACCACCAAUGCCGGGAAUGGGUGGAGGAGGGUUUGCUCCACAACCACCACCUCCAAUGGGUGGUAUGGGGAUGCCCCCAAUGCCUCCUUUUGGCAUGCCUCCAAUGAGUGGCGGCUCCUACUAAUCUCUUGAUUCAAGAUGAGAGAAUUUUGCCAUAAAUUUUGCAGAGAAGCUAGACAGAUUGGAUAGAAUCCACAUAUGCAUUGAAGAUAGGUUCUAAAGGGUUAACAAAUUUACCACAUCAAGCAUCUGUCUUAUAGCCUUCUGUUGACUACCGCUUUUUUUCAUUGAAAGUUUUUAGGUUAUUAUUUCUUUAGUCUAUCGCUGAAUAGAUUGGGUUGUUUAAUCAAUCAUGUGAUAGAGAUGAUUGUAUCUUCGAGGUCUUAGUUUGGUUGCGGCAUGUAUAGAUGAUUCUUUUACACAUUCAAUUGUUUUCUUAGUUGUGUAAUCAUGUAAGUGUAUUCUAAUUAGGAUUUCACACCAAUUUUGUUCGUUUAAUUUGGUAUAUAAACUGUCAUCAAUUAUUCAAAAUGGUCUCUAUGAAGGUUAGAUUCCCUUUCGCCUUUCACUU